CUUUCUCUCAGUGAAGAUUGUUUAGGACAAUGCGCACGCAAUGUACUUUGAGUGGUUGAUUUCUUCGUUUGAACCUUGGAUAUAUAUGUCCAUUAGAUGGAGGGGGCGGGGUUUGUGACUAUACUGAGUCCAGCCGCCUGGAGGCGCUCGAGACGCUCUGCUUCACUCUGCAGCGCUCGUGAGGAUCACUCGGUGUGCGCAUGCGCGAGAGACUGAGAGCUGUACGGUGAGAAGUUGAUUGAAGAGAAAGAAGAAUUGAGUGAAGUUGAGGAGAAAAAUCAUGUCAAAAGUGGAGAAAAACCCAAACAGAAAUAUUUAAAGAAAAAAAGGGCCAUGAAAUCUUUCACCUGCACUCAGUGUGGAAAGAGUUUCACACACAAACAAUAUCUUGAGCGUCACAUGAGAGUUCACACUGGAGAGAAACCGUUCACUUGUGAUCAGUGCGGGAAGAGUUUCAGACACUCAUCAAGCCUUAAGCAUCACAUGAACAUCCACACUAGAGAGAAACUGCACACAUGUGAUCAAUGUGGCAAAACAUUUUUGAGAGCUUCAUACCUGAAGAAACACCUGAGAGUUCAUACAGAGGAGAAGCCAUAUUCAUGUCAUUUGUGUGAAAAGAGUUUUUCGCGUCCAGAACAUCUAAAAGUGCAUCAGACAGUUCACACUGGUGUGGGAGAGUACAUUUGCUUUGAGUGUGAGAAGACUUUUACUUCAGCGAGCGGUUUAAAACAGCAUGAGAUGAUUCACUCUGGAGAGAAACCUUACAAGUGUUCACACUGUGACAAGAGAUUCAGACAGUCAGGAUCCCUGAAAACACAUGAGAGGAUUCACACUGGAGAGAAACCGUAUCACUGCACUGAAUGUGGGAAGUGUUUCAAUCAAUCUUCUGCUCUACACAGUCAUAUAAAAAACAAUCACACAGAUUCAACUGAGAUUCAGAUCAACUCAAAGAUGGAGUUCCUCCUCGAAGAACAAUGUCAAAAGUUGUAUUCUUGUGUAUCAUUUUGCUUUAUGAAGUAAAUGAUAUCAUUGUACUUUCUUAUGGGUUUCAUGUUAUGUUCAAUAAGUUUAAUAAGCAGUAUUGUAACAAUAGUAAUACCAUAAAAACCUCACCGAUACCCAUCUAUACUUGUCAGUAGGAGAGAGAUCCAGCUCAUUAGUUUUCACUCUAAAUGUAAUUAUUGAUUAAAUGUUACUUUCUUUUAUUAAUACACUGUUAUCUUUUUAUAUUUUAUCAACAACUUUUAUUGUCUGCUGAUUGUAUUUGAAUCAGAAAAAAGUAAUUUUAUAAUUUUAGUUUUAAUAUCUAAAAGCUAUGAAGUAUUAUAAUUGCUUUUAAAUUUCUCAAUAAAGCUUUUAUUUGCUUAAUAAACUAUAUUUU
Messenger RNA from Onychostoma macrolepis, 1381 nucleotides. RefSeq names its product gastrula zinc finger protein XlCGF7.1-like. Gene Ontology annotation, biological process: regulation of transcription by RNA polymerase II. The record is from RefSeq and is a predicted model, not a curated record. Lineage: Eukaryota; Metazoa; Chordata; Actinopteri; Cypriniformes; Cyprinidae. Bases 334 to 1020 code for a protein of 228 amino acids. Gene Ontology annotation, molecular function: RNA polymerase II cis-regulatory region sequence-specific DNA binding; DNA-binding transcription factor activity. The transcript has 4 exons.